Malassezia sympodialis ATCC 42132 is the source of this 2385-nucleotide messenger RNA. It is a transcript of the gene CRS1, whose product is annotated as cysteine--tRNA ligase. The record is from RefSeq and is a predicted model, not a curated record. Gene Ontology annotation, biological process: cysteinyl-tRNA aminoacylation. Gene Ontology annotation, cellular component: cytoplasm. Gene Ontology annotation, molecular function: ATP binding; cysteine-tRNA ligase activity. Lineage: Eukaryota; Fungi; Basidiomycota; Malasseziomycetes; Malasseziales; Malasseziaceae.
AUGUCGACCAACAGUGUGAGCGGAUGGACCGUGCCUGAGCCGCGCGAGGCUGCGCCGGAGCUCAAGGUCUACAACACGUUUACGCGAUCCAAAGUACCGUUCGUGCCCCAGCGCGGACGUCUCGUGACGUGGUACAACUGCGGCCCUACCGUGUACGACGCCAGCCACAUGGGGCACGCGCGCAACUACGUUACACAGGAUGUGAUACGGCGCAUCAUGCGCGACUACCUUGGCUACGACAUCCACUUUGUCAUGAAUGUGACGGACAUUGACGACAAAAUUAUUAUGCGUGCGCGGCAGGAGCACCUGCUCGCCCAGUUCCGUGCGCAGCACCCCCAGCUGACGCCGCCUCUGCUGAAGACGGUCCAAGAGGCUUGGACAGCCUUUUUCCGCCACACGCUCGCACCGCUUGCGCCGCCCGCGCCGCCGCUCGAAGCAGCCGCUAAUCCGGCCGAGGCAGAGCGUCAGCGCCUGGGCGAGGGCGGCUGGGAGCAGGUGGCGCGCCUCGCGCAGAGCGAGGCGUGGCGGACCGAGGUAGCGCAGACGAUGCCCAAGUUCAGCCUAUGGUUCAAGGCGCUGCAGCAGUCUCGCGACGCCCAAGUCGCUGCCGCCGUGGCACUCGGCGCGGGCGAUGCGUCGGGGGCACAGGCCGCCCAGCUGAUCGACGCGAGUGUCGAUGUGCUGAGUGCACACCUGGACGCGACGCUCGCGCACACUGUCAGCGAUCCCGCCGUGUUCCGCGAGCUGGCGGCGCGCUGGGAGGCCGCCUUCUUCGAUGACAUGCGCCGCCUGCACGUCGAGCCGCCCACGAUGCUCACGCGCGUGAGUGAAUACGUGCCCGAGAUUGUGCGCUUUAUUGAGGGCAUCCUGCGGAAUGGGUACGCAUACGUCGACGACGCGUCGCCUGAGAGCAAGAACGUGUGGUUUGCAACGUCUGCGUUCGACGGCAGCGCCUGUCCCGGAGGUGCGCAUACCUACGCCAAACUUGCGCCGUGGAGCAAGGGCAAUCGUGAGCUGCUCGAAGAGGGCGAAGGCGCACUCGCCGCGAAGGGCAAGCGCAGCGCCGCGGACUUUGCGCUAUGGAAGCGUGCCAAGCCCGGCGAGCCGUCGUGGCCCUCGCCGUGGGGCCCUGGCCGCCCCGGCUGGCACAUUGAGUGCAGUGUGAUGGCCUCCGAGGUGCUGGGUGCGCAUAUCGACGUGCACUCUGGCGGUGUGGACCUCAUGUUCCCCCACCAUGACAAUGAGCUUGCACAGAGCGAGGCGUACCACGGCUGCACGCAGUGGAUCCAGUACUUUUUGCACACCGGCCACCUGCACAUCGAGGGCCUCAAAAUGAGUAAGAGUCUGAAAAACUUUAUCAGCAUCGACGAGGCACUCUCGCGCUUCACUGCGCGCCAGUUGCGCCUCGCCUUUCUCCUCCAGACGUGGCAUGCCAAGAUGGACUUCCGCGAGUCGCUCAUGGCUGAAGUACGUGCGGCCGAGUCGUCGUUCAACAACUUUUUUGCCGCUGUCACAGCGCUCGACCGCGAGGCGCGCGCGCGAGGCGCGGCUUUCAGCGAUGGGCAGCACCACUACGGGACAGAGGCACAGGCCCUCGCACGGCAGCUCGAGGACGCGCAGUGCGCGUUCCGCGCCGCCAUGUGCGACAACUUUGACACUCCACGUGGUCUCGAGGUGUUGCUGCAGCUCGUUUCGAAGGCCAACGUGUACGAGCGCAAUUCGUCGCGCGACACGCUGAACGUCACGGUGCUCCGCAACGUGGCUCAGUACGUCGCGAGUAUGCUGCGCAUGCUCGGCCUGGGCGAGGGGCCGGUCCUCGAAGGCAGCCUCACAUGGGGCCACGCGACGACCGAGGACAGCGCCGGGAACCGCGACGACAUUGCCGCGCCGUUUGUGCGUGUCCUCUCGUCGUUCCGUGACCGCGUGCGUCAGCUGGCACGCUCAAACGCACCGACGAGCGAGCUGCUCCAGCUUGCCGACACGCUCCGCGACGUCGACUUGGUGGACCUGGGCGUCGCGCUGGAGGACCAAGAGGAUGGCCAGGCCCUGUUCAAAUUUGUGCCGGCAGAACAGCUGCGCGCAGCACGCGCCGAGAAGGAGCGCGCGCAGGCCGAAAAGGCCGAGCGCAAGGCGGCAGCUGCUGCCGCGGCGGCCGCCAAGCGCCUCGAGCUGCUCGAAAAGGGCCGCGUCGCGCCGGCCGCCAUGUUUCAGCCGCCCCACUGCGAUCAGUACAGCGCUUGGGACGAGCUGGGCCUGCCGACCGCCGACAAGGAUGGCGAGGCUGUGGCCAAGAAGCGGCGGAAGAACCUCGAGAAGGAGCGUGAGCGCCAGGUCAAGCUUCACGAGGCGUUCCUGGCAGCUCGCGAGGCAGGGGAGAUUUCGUAG